AGAGCAGCACGUGGGGCGGCGCGGGUCACAUUCCAGCCACGACGAUGAUGCAAGUGUGGCGCCUGACAGUGCCUCUCCGUGCCUCCCUCACCCUCUCCCCGGCACUGCUACACCAUGGCACCUGCUGGCACUGCACCGCCCGGACCCUCAGCACGUGUGGGAGGCAGCUGGCCAAGGCGAGGCGAGCUGCGGCACGGAAGACUUCACUACACACAGGCCAUCUACAGCAGCUGGUCCAGGCCGACACUCAUUAUGUGGAGAAGCAGAAGAAAGAAAUCCUUCGAAUAUUCCCAAAAGUGAAGGCGACUUUGAAGAAUAUGUUCUAUAACUUGUCCACAAACCUCAAUGAGAACUACAGGUGUGAGGAGAAGACAUUAGCCAUGGGGAGAAUCAGUCACCAGCUUGUGUUCCAGUGCUCCUUCUCCAUCACCUGGCCCAGACAACUCACCUUCACUGGCUACGGCUUCAACAAGAAAAGUGCAGAGAUAAGCGCUGUUCUCAAAGCUGCUGAAAUGUUGUACCGAGAGAAUUACAUGACGGAGGAGGGGUACCCGGUGACGGUGUCGGUGGAGGAGCGACACCAGCGGCUGCAGGAGUGGAACCCCCCAGCGAUCACCAUCCCGAGCCACACACUGCAGGAGGGACAGACUCUGCUCCACCAAUACCAGCAGGAGGUGCGACCUUUGAUGGAGAAGGUGCAUGCUGCCGUGUCCCCUCCACUGCCUGGUGCUGUGCUGGAUGACAGGGAGGAGGAGGAAGGACCACUUGGCAUGCUGGGAGAGGAAGCAGAAGGAGGCACAGAGUCAGAGAGAGACCCUUACAACCUGCUGACUGGACAGAGACUCAGCAGGCAGCAAGAGGACACAGAAUACCGCAGCAGACUCUUUACUCCCUCCUGCAAAAGCGACACCCACAUCCAGCUGCCCAGUCACAACACCCAAACCUUCCCAUGCUGCAUUAUAGGUAAACUUUUUGUGUGUGUGGACGAUGUGCUCACCACCCUGCAGGACAAUCAGGUGCUGGUGAUCUCAGGUGACACUGGCUGUGGCAAGAGUACACAGGUGCCUCAAAUGAUCCUGGACAAAUGGGUGAAGGAAGGACAUGGGGCAGACUGCAAUAUCCUUGUCACUCAGCCCAGAAGGAUCUCAGCUAUAUCCUUAGCGAAGCGUGUGGCGAGGGAGCGUGGCGAGGCGAUUGGUGAGAGCGUCGGCUACCAUGUGCGUCUUGAGUUCCGUCCAGUGCGAGGGAGUGGCGGGGUGAUGUUCUGCACCACUGGGAUGCUGCUGCAAGGGCUCAACACCAACCCUACACUGGCUGGUGUGUCACAUGUUAUAGUGGAUGAGGUGCACGAGAGAUCUGUACAAACUGACAUCCUGCUGAUCCUUCUGCGGCGCCUUCUGCAGCAGCGGCCGAAUCUCAAAUUAGUGCUGAUGAGUGCCUCGCUAAGCACACAGCAACUCCUACGCUAUUUUUGGGAUGAGGCUGCUCUUAUCACAGUCCCUGGCACUCUGUAUCCUUUAACGCGGCACUACCUCCCCUCGGCGCUUCAGGUCCUUGGCAUCAACCCUCAGCAUCACACCCUGGCUGCCCUCACUGAGCCAGACAGCCACCCGUCAGUAAAUGUGGACUUGGUAGUGGAUGUUCUCCGUGCCAUUGACAAGUCACGACCACCUGGUGCUGUUCUCUGCUUCCUCCCAGGCUGGCAAGACAUCUCGCUGGUGCUGGCUAGGCUGGUGAAGGAUGUUAAGCUGCAGAGAAGGCUGUGUAUUCUGCCGCUACAUUCCCAUCUCCCGACACAUGACCAGGAGAUGAUAUUUGAACCCCCCCCGCCAGGACAGAGGAAAGUGGUGCUUGCUACUAAUCUGGCAGAGACGAGCUUGACUGUGGCGGAUGUGGUGUAUGUGGUGGAUACCGGAUUUCAUAAGGAGCACAGAUACAACAGCAGAACAGACCUCAAUGUGCUGGGGAACCACUGGAUCUCCCGUGCCAACAGCCAGCAGAGGGCAGGACGGGCAGGCAGAGUGCAGCCAGGGGAAGUGUUUCAUCUCUACUCCUCUGAGGUGCACCAAGCCAUGAGUGCCUUCCCUGUCCCGGAGAUCAUGAGGAUUCCACUCGAGCAUGUUAUUCUUCAGUGCAAGGCACACUGUGGUGAGGAAAGCGUGCGCAGUGUUUUAGCCGAGGGAAUGAGCGUGCCAUCCCGCCGCCUGGUCUCCGCUGCCAUGGCCAACCUGGAGAGGCUGGGCAUGCUGACACAGGACCACCACAGCAACACAGAGCACCUCACAGCACUGGGCAGGAGGGUGAUGCAUUUCUCAACACCACCACACUUCUCCAAGGCCCUGGUGUUGGCGUCUGUGUUCAGGUGUGUUGACCCAGUCCUGUCCAUCUCGGCAGUGUUGACAGGAGGUCGUGGUAUCUUCCUGGGCAGCAUUGACCUCCGCUCCAAGACACGGGAGGUCAAGAUUGAGGCUGACCCCACCAGUGACCUCUUGGCAAUGUACAGUCUGCAGAAGGAAUGGCGUUUGUAUGACAAUUACAGCAACAAACUUGACUUCUGCAAUGACAAGAACCUCAGUUAUAGAUAUGUCAAGUUUAGUGAAGGCAUCAAGCAGCUGUAUGGAAGCCACCUACGCGAGGCAAGACUCCUGAACUUUGAGGACGUGCAGUCAGAAUUCUCCUCAUGGAACACCAACAGAGAAAAUGGACAGUUGGUGUUGGGUGUGCUGGCGGCGGGUGUGGCCAGACUCCUGCACUACAAGAGAGGAUCCUACUCCAAGGGCAUCCUCAACCCAGACUCCCUUGCCAUUAAGGAUGAGAAAGGUGAACACAUAGACACAACCAGCGAAUGUGUCCUCCACCAGCCUUCCCAAGCCCCCUCAGCCCUGCCCCUCCACCUGCUGUGCCUCCAACUCAGCAGGGAUGGGGUCAGCAGGAGGACUGUGGCUCGUGACCUGUCCCUGCUGCAGCCUCUCACUGUGGCACUCUUCACUGGGCGCCGGCUGGAGGGUCAGAGGUCAACGCACGGGUCAUUCUGUGUCAGUGUGGAUGGUCUGGAGAAGAGGUCAUUUUCUGUGGAUGAGAGGACAGGGCAGUUUCUCCUGGAGCUGCGGGAGGCCAUGGAGGAGGUGAUAGAAUACCUGAUGGAGACACGGGGCCUGCAUGCAACACCACCUGAGGCCGACACCUUCUGUGAUGACUUUGUGAUGUUUGUUAGCAAGCUGGUGGACUUACAGGUGCAGGAGCAGAGGGUAAGCAGGUUAAGAGGGGAGGAGGAGGGGUGUUGAAAGGAAGUGGGCAUUGUAGUGGAUGUUAAGUCCAGUUAUGUCUGUGUACCUGUGAAGUUUUGGGAGUAAGAGGUGGAUAGUUUGGGAAAUACUGUUUGAUGAGGGAUAUUGAAAGUAAAUGUGUUUUUGUGUAGUAAGUGAGAAUUGUAGUGAAAAUUAAGACUAUUUAUGCUUGUGUACCUAUGAAAUUUUGGGAGUAAGAGGUGGAUGGUUUGUGAAAUGCUGUUUGAUGAGGGAUAUUGAAAGUUUGUGUAGUAAAUUGUUAUUGUAGUAAAAAUUAACACUAUUUAUGCUUGUGCACUUGGAAAAUUUGGGAGUAAGAGGUGAAUGGUUCAGAAAAUGUCUGAUGAGUGAUAAUGAAAGUAAGUUUGUUUGUGUAGUAAAAGGGAACUGUAGUGAAAAUUAAGUCCAGUUAUGCUUGUGUACCAAUGAACAUUUUGGGAGUAAGAGGUGAAUGGUUCACAAAAUGUAGUUUGAUGAGGGAUAAUGAAAGAAUAAGUGUGUUUGUGUUGUGAAUUUAUAUUAUAGUGAAAUUUAAGACUGUUUGUAUACUUGUGAACUUUAUGGAAUGCUGAGAGGAGGGUGAUGAAAAGAAGUUGAAAUAUUGAAACUAGCUAAUUUAAGUGUAGGAAAUGUGGGGAAUUGUAUUGAAAGCUGAGAUAAGACUAACGAUUCCUGUAUCCUUGUGAACAUUUCUAAUAAUGGAUGAGUAAUUAGAGGAAUACAGAGACAAGGUUAAGAGAGGAGUAAAAAUCAAUGCAAGAAUAGAGAUUAGAAACAAAAUGAGAAAGUUUUUUAUAUUGAUAUUUAAGAGGAAAGGAUAGAUUACAGUAUUAAUUAUAAAAGAAUUAAUGUAAUAGAAAGAAGUGAAAUAGAAGCAAAAGUGAAUCUCAAGAUGGUGUUG
Molecule: messenger RNA, 4188 nt
Organism: Portunus trituberculatus (swimming crab)
Lineage: Eukaryota; Metazoa; Arthropoda; Malacostraca; Decapoda; Portunidae
Product: ATP-dependent RNA helicase DHX30-like
Cellular component (GO): nucleus; intracellular anatomical structure; cytoplasm
Molecular function (GO): DNA helicase activity; G-quadruplex RNA binding; ATP binding
Source: RefSeq, a predicted model, not a curated record